AGCACUUUCCUCCCCCAAUGAAUCCAUCAUCUCUGUAACAAAAUCAAAGCUCCAAAAUCGCUCCCAUGGCGGCGGAUCUCUACACCUUACUCAAAAUCUCCGCCGCCGUUCUUGCCUCUUUACUCUACUCCUACUUCAUCUCCACCAAGCUCCCCAAAGGUCUCCCAAGGCUUCUCUCUCUCCUCCCAAUCCUCUCUCUCUACACCCUCCUCCCUCUCCCUCUCUCCUCCCUCCUCCUCGCCGGAAUCGUCGCCUUCUUCAUCACCUGGCUCGCCUCCUUCAAGCUCCUUCUGUUCUGCUUCGAUUCCGGCCCUCUAUUUACCGACCCACCAUUGUCAUUCCCUCUGUUCGUCUCAAUCGCUUGUUUCCCGAUCAGAAUCAAGCAAAAUCAGCCCGACCCAGAUCCUCAAAAUCCUCAAAAACCCACGGAUCCACCGUUGAAGACCAUCGAUUCCCCCAAAUUGCCGCUCAAUCUGCCGGCGAAGGGGUUUCUCUUCGCCGUCUUGGUCGCCGGCGAUGAUUUCGCCCAAAAUCUGUCCCCGAAUGCUAUGCUCUGUUUUUACUGUGUGUCUCUGUAUUUGUUUAUUGAUGUUGUUUUGGGUCUGUCUAAUACGUUUGUGAGAUGGGGUUUUGGAAUCGAGCUCGAACCGCCGUCGAACGAGCCGUAUUUGGCGACGUCGCUCCGGGAUUUUUGGGGGAGGAGAUGGAAUUUGUUGGUUUCGAAUACUUUAAGAUGGUCUGUAUUUUUGCCGGUUAGGGCCGCCGUGAGCGGCGUUUUGGGGCGGCGACGGGCAGCGGUUGUGGCAGUGUUUGCGACGUUUGUGGUGUCGGGGCUGAUGCAUGAGCUGCUGUUUUACUAUGUCACCGGAGCGGUUCCGACUUGGGAGGUUACUGGGUUUUUUGUGCUUCAUGGGGUUUGUGUGGUGCUGGAAUUUUGGGUGAAGAAGGCUUUGGGAGAAAAUUGGCGGCUUCAUUGGGCGGUUGCCGGGCCGUUGACGUUGGCGUUUGUGGUGAUCACCGCCGCGUGGUUGUUCUUUCCGCCGCUGUUGAAGACUGGUGCGGUGGCCGCAGUUAUCGGGGAAUGUAAGGCGGCGGCGGGGUAUGUGAAAUGAAAGUUAUUUACUUCUUUUUC
Messenger RNA from Cucurbita pepo subsp. pepo (vegetable marrow), 1132 nucleotides. The record is from RefSeq and is a predicted model, not a curated record. NCBI's taxonomy places the organism in Eukaryota, Viridiplantae, Streptophyta, Magnoliopsida, Cucurbitales, Cucurbitaceae.